This is a messenger RNA of Musa acuminata AAA Group (dessert banana), 1080 nucleotides long. RefSeq names its product ras-related protein RABH1b. Gene Ontology annotation, biological process: vesicle-mediated transport. NCBI's taxonomy places the organism in Eukaryota, Viridiplantae, Streptophyta, Magnoliopsida, Zingiberales, Musaceae. Gene Ontology annotation, molecular function: GTPase activity; GTP binding. The transcript has 6 exons. The record is from RefSeq and is a predicted model, not a curated record. The coding region runs from base 165 to 791 and encodes 208 amino acids.
AAUUCGACAAGCGACGCGCUUUGACGCAUUUCGCUGCUCGCGGCCAAUAAAACGGAAACAAUAAUUGCCAAGGAAAAGGGAUAUUAUAUACAACAAGGGGUUUUCGUUUGAGAUCUCGAUUUCCUUUGCUUCUUUCUUCGCGUCUCGAUCUCGGACGGAUCAUCAUGGCCCCGGUGUCGGCGCUCGCAAAGUACAAGCUGGUGUUCCUGGGGGAUCAGUCCGUGGGGAAGACGAGCAUCAUCACCCGCUUCAUGUACGACAAGUUCGACAACACCUACCAGGCUACAAUUGGUAUAGACUUCCUAUCAAAGACUAUGUACCUUGAAGAUAGAACAGUCAGACUGCAGCUUUGGGACACAGCUGGGCAAGAGAGAUUUAGGAGCCUGAUCCCAAGUUACAUUCGAGACUCUUCGGUUGCUGUCAUUGUGUACGAUGUUGCAAGCCGACAAUCUUUCUUAAAUACUUCAAAGUGGAUUGAAGAGGUUCGAACAGAGAGGGGAAGUGAUGUUAUCAUCGUCCUUGUUGGGAACAAAACAGAUCUGGUUGACAAGAGACAAGUCUCUAUAGAGGAAGGAGAAGCCAAGGCACAGGAACUUGGUGUUAUGUUUAUUGAGACAAGUGCAAAAGCUGGCUUCAAUAUAAAGGCGCUGUUCCGAAAGAUUGCUGCAGCUCUGCCAGGGAUGGAAAAUCUUUCUUCAACAAAGCAGGAAGACAUGGUCGAUGUAAAUCUGAGGGCGACAAACGCAAAUUCAUAUCAGUCGCAGUCACAGUCUGGAGGUUGCAGUUGUUGAACUCAUCCAUAUUGGCUUCCCUCGACUUACAACCUGCAUUGAUCAACUAAGGGAGUGAUGGUUUACGGCAGCGGUUUAUGCAAAUGAGCAAGUCCCAUGCUAUUCUGUGGUGUGCACUAUUAAGUUAUUUCCAGCAUUUUCAUUUCAUAUCUGGAUCUAGGGAUGUAUUCUGCAAUUGUGGGAAGGUAUGCUUGGAUUUUGUCUGAAAGUAAUAGUCAUAGUAAGUGACUGGUGUCCCUGUUAGCCUAGCUUAACAAAAAUAUAAUAGUAUAGUUUAUUUAUCAGAUAA